Molecule: messenger RNA, 998 nt
Organism: Acanthoscelides obtectus
Lineage: Eukaryota; Metazoa; Arthropoda; Insecta; Coleoptera; Chrysomelidae
Source: the annotation of a GenBank genome assembly
AGCAACGUCAACGUAUUUUUUGUUAAACAUGUUCGUAGCUAACUUUUUUUAAAUAGCUAACCUAUGCCGAUCAUAAACCUUUAUGAACUGAUGACAGGGUAAUAGUUUUUAGUUAUGUGGAAGUAUAUAAUCAACCUACUUUACAACUACUUUUUGUUCACUGUUUGAAUUGGAAUUAGAAAUGCUUCUGAUCCGCCACUGAUCGGCGGCCCGCUAGGUUUUCCGUUGAGCCUGCGGCGGGCGGCAUGGGGCCCCGCGUUGAGUCAGACGACAACGGACCGGCCUGCCAGACCUCCGAUCCGCGAAGCGCCAACGGUGGUGGUUUAUUGUUUCGCGAAGAGCGCUCCUGUACUAACGCGCCUACCGCAACUUCGUGCUUCGAGCGCUUACUUUUGCCAGACACAUUCAUACCUGUAUUCGACAUGGCUGUGUUCACACUUCAUCUCGCGAUCGUCGCGCUAUGUGUGGUUUUCGUAAAUUGCCAGGAUGCAACAACCCUUGCCCCGCAGACAUCCCCUCAAGAGGCAGCCGAUGCUCCAGCGGCAGCUGAUGCUGAAGCAGCAGCAGAUGCCCCAGCGCCAGAAACCUCCCCUCAACCAGAGCCUACUAACCGUUCGGUUCCAAAAGAUGUAGUUGUGCCAGAACAGGAAUCCGAGGACUUGAGGAAUGGGGUGCAAUUCACCACCUGGAACGAGAUCACCAACGGUCAUACUCGUACAUUCCCGACAACAAUUAAUCGGGUUCAUUCAUGGAUUAAAAAUUGUAUUUUAGAUAUUAACUAAUUGUAAUUGUUGUAAAAAUGAUAUAUGGGUGAAUAUCCGGUAUUUUAGCUUUCAAUGUUCCACCAAAAGAAUCCUAAUCAAAGAGACAUAUUGUGUAAAUAAACCACCCUGUAAAAUUAUGAUGCUUUGAAACAUUUAAUGAAAUUGAGAUAACAAUUAAAAUUUAGGCGCAAUCUGCUUGAAAACUAACAAAAAGCAUCAUGCUCGAUUUCCAUC